UACAGGAAGCAGAACACCAGAUGAAACUAGAGGACAUCAAAAAUGAGGUGGAAAUGCGUGACUCUCAGUUAUCAGAACUGGAUAAUGAGUUGUCAGGAUUGAAACAAAAUGUGACCCAACUKGAAGAUGAAUUACAGGAGAAAGGCUAUCAGAUUUUGAAAAUAAGAAGAGAAACCAAUUCACAAAUCAGGAAACGAGAGGAGCAUCUUGGUAAGCUUCAUCAAAAAGAAGUAGAUUCGCUGUCAUCAGAUCAUUUGAAGGAAACACAAGCAUUAGUUGAAGAGUUUAACCGAGCAAAAGAUUUACAAAACAGCAAGAUAUCAGCUCUGCAACUCAUGUUGGAUGAGGCAGAGAUUCGUUUCCAAAACAGAGAAUCCAGACCAGAAGACAUGGAAAUGUUAGAUACAUUAAAGAGAGCUUUAGCUGACAGGGAACUGGAGAUGAAGAAACUCCUGGAAGAAAAGCGUUAUUUCCAGAUGGAACUCCUCAACAGAGAGACCAACUUUAACAAAGUGUUCAAUUCAUCACCACAAGUUGGUGUCAUUAAUCCUCUCAAUUCCAAGACAAGCAUUAAGAAAACUGUCAAUAAGAACACUGGAAUACUAAUGAGCUCCUCAAGACUGGACCCUAUUCCAAACAUGCCUUUACAUGAGAGAAGACUUACAAAAACAAAACCUCUCCCACCCACCCCUCCUAAGGAUGGGCAGAGAAGACCUGUGGUUUACUAAAAUUUAUCAUCUAUUUUAUUUCCAUUAAAACUAGAAUUUGGUAUUUGUAAAUUGUUGUAAAUGACUUUGUAAAAUAGAAAAAAAAUUCUAUAUUUAAUCUUGUAAAUAUUGUUUUUCUAAAAAAGAUUGAUGAUACAGCAAUAGUGUAUAUAAUCUAACAAUAAAAGUUUACAAAAAUGAUAACAUUUUGAAUGUAUCUUAUUUAGUAUGGCAAACACUGGUACACUGUGCAGUAUCGGACAACAUAUUUUACACCAUUCUUGYAUCCAGAUUAUCAGAUCAUGCUCAGUUUUCUCAUCAGAAAAAUAAAGGCUGUGGU
Molecule: messenger RNA, 1047 nt
Organism: Exaiptasia diaphana
Lineage: Eukaryota; Metazoa; Cnidaria; Anthozoa; Actiniaria; Aiptasiidae
Product: protein FAM184A
Exons: 4
Coding region: 21-728 (235 amino acids)
Source: RefSeq, a predicted model, not a curated record